CCUGGAAAGAUCCACACGGACAUCAAAUCAAAAAGUCAAUAAAACUUCAACUCCCUACCUAUCUUCAUUUCCAACUCUAUAAAAUUUAUUAUCACUUCUUCAUUAUUAGGAGAGAGAAAGUUGAGAUUCCUAAUUUCCGAUCACCGGAACCCUAAUUUCUUCGAAUCAACGGCGAAAUGUCUGGCAGAAUUAGCCAUAGUAGGUCACACUCUUCAGAAGUGAAGCUAUGGAAGCUUUGUAAUUUGUGGCAAUCAUCGUCUUAUUCUUCCAAUCAAACUUCUUCUUCGUCUUCUUCUACUCAACAACUUCACCAGAAUAACCAUAAUUUGCGUUCUAAUUACGAUGCAAGCGCAUAUGGUGCAGGUGCUGGUGUUACGAGGUCGAAACCGAGUUCGGUUUCUGCCGUUGCUCGUUCGUUGCUUCCAGCUAAACGCCGUCUUCGGCUUGAUCCUCCUAAUCAUCUAUACUUUCAUUAUGAACCAGGUAAACAAGUCAAAAGUGCAGUUAGGAUUAAAAACACUAGCAAAUCCCAUGUAGCUUUCAAGUUCCAAACAACUGCACCAAAAAGCUGCUAUAUGCGCCCGCCUGGUGGUAUCCUUGCUCCUGGAGAGAGUAUUAUUGCAACUGUCUUUAAGUUUAUGGAGCAGCCAGAGAACAACGACAAAAUGCAAGACCUCAAGAGAAAGGUUAAAUUUAAGAUUAUGAGUCUAAAGGUGAAAGAAGGAACAGAAUAUGCACCUGAGCUGUUUGAUGAACAAAGAGACCAGGCCACUAUAGAGCGGGUAUUGCGUGCAGUUUUCUUGGAUCCUGAUCGUCCUAGUUCGGCACUGGAGAAGCUGGAACGCCAAUUGGCUGAAGCUGAUGCUGCUGUUGAAAUACGGAAGAAACUUCCAACAGAUAACGGUCCAAAGGUGGUUGGUGAAGGUCUUGUCAUAGAUGAAUGGAAAGAGCGAAGAGAGAAAUAUCUGGCUCAGCAGCAGGGUGAAGCAGUGGAUAUAUCGGUGUGAAGUUAGUAUUUCUGUUGGGAAGUAUCAUCUUUUGGUGUGACAAUGUUUUUCCAUCCUAUCCUUGCAAGUGUAAAGCAUCGUUGUGUACAGUCAUUAUGGUUGUUUUGGUUCUACUUCCGUUGUUGAUACUUGUGAUCAAAAUCUGGGUUCCUAUUUUUGUCGUUGUAAAUAUUGAUUUUUUGCAUUUUUUUAUGGAAAUAAUUGCUAUAUUAUGGUGGGGCCUCGCUGGAAUUAUUUUGUUUGGGGAACUUCGAAAGUUCGAAUUGGAUAAUGUGGACUUUUAUGUAUUGUCGUAAUGUAGUACUAUUUGCUGCUUGUAUUUUACUGACA
Messenger RNA from Beta vulgaris subsp. vulgaris (sugar beet), 1337 nucleotides. Its product is annotated as vesicle-associated protein 4-1. Gene Ontology annotation, biological process: endoplasmic reticulum membrane organization. The record is from RefSeq and is a predicted model, not a curated record. The transcript is spliced from 7 exons. Bases 177 to 1007 code for a protein of 276 amino acids. Gene Ontology annotation, cellular component: endoplasmic reticulum membrane; plasma membrane. Lineage: Eukaryota; Viridiplantae; Streptophyta; Magnoliopsida; Caryophyllales; Amaranthaceae.